Plectropomus leopardus (leopard coralgrouper) is the source of this 4413-nucleotide messenger RNA. RefSeq names its product crumbs cell polarity complex component 2a (gene crb2a). NCBI's taxonomy places the organism in Eukaryota, Metazoa, Chordata, Actinopteri, Perciformes, Serranidae. The record is from RefSeq and is a predicted model, not a curated record. Gene Ontology annotation, molecular function: calcium ion binding.
AUGGAGUUGGGGAAAGUUCAUCUGAAUCUAAAGACAGUACUGCUGACGAUGAUGAUGUUCAAAUGGGGAAUACUCUGCACAGCCACUUCAGACAAAUGUUUGUCUGCACCAUGCCAGAAUGGAGCUACCUGUGUGGACACCAUGGACGAUUAUGCCUGUAUCUGUGCCAGAGAGCAAGUUCGAUACAUGGGCAAAAACUGUGACGAACUCUAUGACGCCUGCUCCUUUGCUCCAUGUGAAGACUGCACCACCACCCCUGGUACCACAGAAUACUACUGCAUCUGCCCAGAUGGACUAACAGGUGAUAACUGCACAGAGGAGGUGGAUGAGUGUCAAAGCAACCCAUGUUCCGAACCUCGCUCUCUGUGUGUAGACCAGCUAAACGGAUACUUCUGCAGAUGUGCUGCUGGGUACGGAGGAUGGGACUGCAGGACACAUGUGACUGACUGUAUUGAUGAACCCUGCAGGAACAAUGGGACUUGUGUUUUAAGACCAGAGGGCUUUGAAUGCCGGUGUGCACCAGGGUUUGAGGGAAAGACCUGUGAAGAAGAUGUGAAUGAGUGUUCAUCAGAGCCCUGUCAGAAUGGAGCUAUCUGCAUAGACGGAAUGGCAGAGUUCCACUGCUUCUGUGUGCCUGGUUUUCAAGGAUAUAACUGUGAGAUUGACAUUAACGAGUGUGCUUCACGACCCUGUGAGAACAACGCCACCUGCAUCAAUGAGAAGGACCACUAUGAGUGUGAGUGUUUGGUGGGCUUUGCAGGAGUAAACUGUGAGACUGAAAUAGAUGAGUGCGAGUCCAGCCCUUGCCUCAAUGGAGCCACCUGCCAUGACCUGAUCGGCAUGUACUCCUGUGUGUGCCUGCCCGGUUUCAAUGGCAUUGACUGUGAGGUUGAUGUUGAUGAGUGUGCCAGUAAGCCCUGUCAGAAUGGAGCUUUCUGUCAUGACAUGGUGAACAGCUAUGAAUGUGACUGUAGUGAUACAGGAUUCUGGGGUGACUACUGUGAGGUGGACAUCCCUGAGUGUGCCUCUGAUCCCUGUCACCACGGUGCCUCGUGUUUAGAGGGAAUCAAAGGUUACACUUGCUUUUGCUGGCCAGGUUAUGAAGGACCAAACUGUGAGACUGAUAUAGAUGAGUGUGCCGAGCAGCCCUGUGAGAACAGUGGGGAGUGUUUCGAGCGUUCAGAUCCAUCUCACUGGGUGCUUGACUGGGAGCUCAGCUUUGCAGAUGCAGCUGGAUAUAUCUGCCAGUGUAAGCCAGGGUUUGCAGGAGAGAACUGCUCUGUCAACAUAAAUGAGUGCGAGUCUGAACCCUGUCAGAAUGGAGGCACUUGUGAGGAUAAGAUCAAUGGCUAUAUCUGUAUAUGCUCCGUUGGAUUUCUAGGUGAACUGUGUGAAGUGAACAUUGAUGAAUGUGAGAGCCAGCCCUGUCAGAAUGGUGGCUGGUGUGAAGACGGCAGGGCAUCAUACACCUGCCACUGUCCUGACAUGGGGUUAAGUGAACUUCCUUGGGGAGGUGAUCACUGUGAUGUGGAACUCUAUGGCUGUGUGGACCAUGAAUGCCAGAAUGGAGCCACCUGUCAUGCAUGGCUAGAGAAUGGAGAACACGGUCACACAUGCUUGUGCCCUCAUGGCUUCUAUGAUGAGCAGUGCUCCACGAGAACAACAUUCUCCUUCUCCACUCCUGGAUUUAUUCACCUCCAGAUUGUUGUAGAAGAAAGGACUCGGAGGGAGGUUGAGCACCAUGUUCACCCAGGUUUUGGGGUACAGCUACGCUUUCGGACAACUAUACCCAAUAUGCUGCUUUUCUACAGAGGGGAUGUGGACAAUCACCUCAUUUUGGAAAUUGUGAACAGUGGUCUUCAUGCAAAUGCAUUUUCAGAGGAGUCUGAACUGGAAGUAACAUAUCCUGGUUUGGUUACUGAUGGAGAUUGGUGGAGUGCACACGUGUUUGUAGAUAAUGAAGGCCUGAUUUUGAUUGUAAAAGGCCCGGGCUGUGACAGGGAUGAAUGCAGAGUUACAGAUGGUGGUCCUGAUGAACCACCUUUCCAGCCCUCUGAAGCCUUCACUCAUAUUUAUAUAGGUGGAGCACCAGAGGAGCUUUUAGAGCACUCUAUAAGUGGCGCAGGCUACAUUGGGUGUAUAGAAGACCUGAUGAUUGACUCUAAGCCUAUUCUACCUCAAACACUCCCAGAGGACCAUGGACAUGAGCUGGGAUGCAUUAAGACCGAAUGGUGUAAGCCUGACCCCUGCAAUGGACAUGGACAUUGUGUGGACCUGUGGACCAGCUAUCAGUGCAACUGCUACCGCCCCUUCUAUAGUGAAAGCUGCUCUGAAGAAUUCCCUUCAUGGACAUACAGGCAUGAGGACACAAUGAGUUUUAGUGCAUAUGAUGUAGGUAAAAGCCACAGCAGCAACUUCAAUGUGUCCUUCUUCUUGAGGUCACUGAAGCCAGACGGGCUGCUAUUUCAGCUGAGAAGACCUACAGAGGAAGAGGGAGGAGAGGUCUACUUCACCAUCUACCUGGGGAUGGGGAGGGUUUUUGUCAGCUCUCUGCCCAACAGUACCCCACUGACAGCUCCGAUAUUUGUGACUACUGGCGAGAAGCAGCUUCUUCAAGUGGAGGUCCAAAACAGACAGGUGAUCUUUGAGCAUGCAGGCCUUCGCUAUGGAAUAGGAAAGAUCCCUGAAGUGAAUGUUUACAGUGGGGAUCAGGCUUAUGUUGGAGGACUUCCAAGAAACUGGGACUCUGAUGUGUGGGGGGGGCAUUUCAAAGGUUGUCUGCAGGACCUUCGUUUAGAUUCAGUGCAUCUAGAUGUGGAUACCUGGAACAGGUUGGAUAAGGAGGAAAUGUAUUUACCAAAUGAUGUUGCACAUGUCAAGAAAGGCUGCAUCAGUGAUGAUACCUGCAAGAUGAUGCCGUGUCAAAAUGGAGGAGAAUGCACCAUCACAUUCAACGAUUUUACAUGUUCUUGCCCAGAGGAAUACACUGGAAAGACCUGUCAAACACGUGUAUGGUGUGUUAGUGAUCCUUGUGUCAAUGGUGGCCAUUGUGUGGACCUUCCUGAUGGAUAUGAAUGUGUGUACAAUGCCACCUUUGAGAACAACCCUGUGCACUACAGUGCUGGAGGCUCCCUGGCUGAACCUGUCUCUAGCAUAUACAUGGAGCUGCGCACUCGUUCAGAGAAUGCUGUGAUCCUGAGGGCCUCAAGAGGCUCUGACCUGCUGAUGGUGGGUCUACUGGACUCCUCAGUGCAGGUGGAGAUCCACAUUGGCAACAGUGUUGAGGCACUGACCUUUACAGGAAUUCGUCGGGUGGCUGAUGGGAACUGGCAUCGUGUAAACAUCUCAAUGGCUGAGAAGGAGCGCAAAGCCUCUCCAUGGGUUAUCACUGUGGAUGGAAUCACAGAUGCCAGCAGCUUGCCAGAGCUAACAACAAGCCUUCACUUUCUAAAUGAAAAGGGGGCUGUGUUGGCUAUCGCAGAGAGCUUCACUGGCUGCUUGGGUGCAGUGAGAGUCGGCAAAGUCUAUCUUCCUUUUGUAGAUGACUAUAAAGCCCCACAGCCAUCUCAGUUCCACUUAGUUGGAAAACCAAAAAUUCACCUGGGUUGUACCAGCGCCCCUGUUUGUAAUUCAGAUCCUUGUCUAAAUGGAGCCACUUGUGAAGACCUCUUUAAUAAAUUCAUUUGUGUCUGUGACAUUGGUUGGGAAGGAGAACUGUGUGAGACAGACACUGAUGACUGUGUGUCUCAGUCCUGUGUUCAUGGAAGUUGUCAGGAUUAUCUAGCUGGUUUUGAGUGCCAUUGUCAUCCUGGAUAUUCUGGCACACUCUGUGAUGACGAUCUUGAUGAGUGUGAGCAUCAUGCCUGUGAACAUGGAGGCACCUGCCAAGAUGGACCCAACAUGUACACCUGUAUGUGUCCCAAGGGCUAUAUUGGCCCUCUCUGCCAGUGGGACUAUCCUCCUGUACAGUGCGGUGAAGAUGUCCAGUGUGAAAAUGAUGGUAUCUGCAAUGAUGGGCUGUGGGGAGCUAACUGUACAUGUGUACCAGGAUUUACAGGCAGCAGGUGUGAAUUGGAGAUAGAUGAGUGUGAGUCCAACCCCUGUCGAAAUGGUGGUUCCUGUUUGGAUCGAUUCAACAUGUUUGUUUGUGAAUGCCCACCUGGCUACAGUGGUCCAAUCUGUGACACUAACAAACAAGCCCAGAAACAAGGAAUCCCCUGGCUGGUGGUAGCCAUCCCGCUCCUCUGCUUAUGUGUGUUGAUACUGAUCAUCAGCUUGACCUUCAUGGUGCUCAUGGCAAGGAAGAAACGCCAGUCAGAGGGCGCAUACAGCCCAAGUGCUCAGGAGGUGGCUGGAGCUCGGCUGGAGAUGGACAGCAUGCUCAAGGUCCCACCUGAGGAAAGACUCAUCUAA